Messenger RNA from Leopardus geoffroyi (Geoffroy's cat), 1318 nucleotides. RefSeq names its product putative MAGE domain-containing protein MAGEA13P. Gene Ontology annotation, cellular component: nucleus. The coding region runs from base 263 to 1303 and encodes 346 amino acids. Gene Ontology annotation, biological process: negative regulation of transcription by RNA polymerase II. Lineage: Eukaryota; Metazoa; Chordata; Mammalia; Carnivora; Felidae. The transcript has 2 exons. The record is from RefSeq and is a predicted model, not a curated record.
AAUGAGGGCUGAGGGGGAGCUCUCGCUCUCCACCCCCACCUCGCUCGUCGUCUGCCUUACAGGCCCCGCGCAGGGCCCCAGACAGGCCGAAUCCGGGCCUCCAUUUUGAGAGCCUGAGGGGAAAAAAGGCUUUUGUCUGAAGGGCGUGAACUCAAGUCCUCAGAGGGAGGAGGCCCAGGCUCUGCCAGGCCUCAAGGCCAGUUGGUUGCCGUCACCCACCUGCUGCCCAUACCUCUGCCUGCUGCCCCCGACACCGGUCAUCAUGUCUCACAGUGAGAGUCAGAGCCACGAGCUUGAAGUAGGCCUUAAGGCCCAAAGGGAGGCUCAGGGCCUGGUAGCUGCACAGGUUCCUGCAACUGAGGAGAAGGAAACUGCCUCUUCUCCUCUCUCUCCUUUGAUCCAGGGCGCCCCAGAGGCGGUGCCUGCUGCUGGAAACCCAGGUGUUCUCCAGCGGUCUCGGGAAGUCUGCUCUUCCUCCCCCGCCGUCGAAGCCACUCUAUCGAGCAAAUCAAAUGAGGGCUCCGGCCGCCCAAGACGGGAUGCAGGUGCCUCCCAGGCUCCAUCAGACCCGGCGAUCUUGCCUGGCGAUGUCCUGGACGAGAUGGUAGCUAGAUUGCUGCAGUUUCUGAGUGGCAAGUAUGUAGCAAAGAAGCCCAUCACAAAGGCGGAAAUGCUGAAGAGCAUCAAAGAGCACAAGAACCACUUCCCUGUGAUCUUCAGGAAAGCCUGUGAGUGCAUGGAGAUUGUCUUUGGCCUCGAAGUGAAGGAAGUGGACCCCAUCAACCACUCCUACGUGCUUAUCAAAACCCUAGACCUCACCUACGAUGGGAUGCUGAGUGACGACCAGGGCAUGCCCAAGACCGGCCUCCUGAUCCUUAUCCUGGGUGUGAUCUUUAUGGAGGGCGACCAUGCCCCUGAGGAUAGGAUCUGGAGGGUGCUGAGCGAGAUCGGAGUGUAUGCUGGGAGGAAGGAUUUCAUCUAUGGGGAACCCAGGAAGCUCAUCACCGAAGAUUUAGUGCAGGAAAAGUACCUGGUAUACCAGCAGGUGCCCCACAGCGAUCCGCCACGAUACGAAUUCCUGUGGGGUCCCAGGGCCCACGCUGAAACCAGCAAGAUGAAAGUCCUGCAGUUUUUUUCCAAGGUCACUGGGACUGACCCCACUUCCUUCCCGUACUGGUAUGGAGAAGCUUUGCGAGACGAGCAAGAACGAGCCCGGGCCACAGUGGCCACCACCGAUGGUACUACUGUCACAGCCAGUGAAGGUUCCAGUGUCCCGUCCAGCAGCUUCUCUCGCCCUGAGUGAAGCCUCAGGAAGAUC